Molecule: messenger RNA, 5924 nt
Organism: Caenorhabditis angaria
Lineage: Eukaryota; Metazoa; Nematoda; Chromadorea; Rhabditida; Rhabditidae
Source: the annotation of a GenBank genome assembly
AUGGAUCGUAAAAAUCGUCGAUCAUCAAUUCUGAAAACGCGCACUCAACCCGAUAUAUUCGACGAAAAUGAGGAGCAAACGCUUGGAGGAGCUGGAAAAGAGCGACGAGUCAGUUUUCACAAUGUGAAACAUGUCAAGAAUUAUGACAAGGAACGCGGAAAUUUUCUUCACGCAAGUCCGCUUCGUGAGAAAAUUACGGAUACGAUGGAUUCGGAUGGGAUUUUGACGUAAGCACGGUUUUUGCGCAAAAAGGUCAAAAUUCGGUGAAAAUUAGCAAAAACUGGGCCUUGCUGAUGUUUCUGACAAUUUUUGAUUGAGUAUUUUCUCACACGGAAUUUGCCUCGAGAGUUUUAAUAAAAUAAAUUUUCCCUGGUAGUUUUGCAACCCGCUGAUCACUUGGCUUAAAUUGCAGAACUUGAGUUAUGACGUGGCAAACUGAUUUUACAAAUCUAUAGCUUACUUCAAAUUAUUUUCAUCUGGUAGCUGAAAUAUGUUAUAGCCUUGUAAAAUCAGUUUGCCACGUCAUAACUCAAGUUCCGCAAUUUUAGACAAGUGAUCAGCAGGUUGAAAACUACCAGGAAUGAUUUAUUUUAUUAAAACUCUCGAGGCAGAUCCGCUGUGAGAAAAUACUGAUUCAAAAAUUGUCAGAAACAUCAGCAAGGCCAAGUUUUUGCGAAUUUUCACCGAAUUUUGACCUUCGCAUCGUUUUCAGCAUGGUUUUUUCAAGUUCUAUUAGAACACGAUGAAAAUUAGCAAAACCGGAGCUUUUCUGAGAAUUUUUGACAUCGACUAAAUGAAAUUUUCAUGUUUUUUUUAGCAAAUGAGUUGAAAUAUUGUGUUCUAAUGUUAUUCAUAUGAUAGAAUGGUUUAAGACGAACAGAACGAUAUAAAUUUUGAUGAGUUUACCUUAUCCAUAAGUGAUUUAGCGAUGUUUAGGUAGAUAAGUUGCUAAAUCACUUAUGGAUAAGGUAAAGUCAUCAACAUUUAUAUCAUUCUGUUCGUCUUAGACCAUUCUAUCAUAUGAAUAACAUUAAAACCCAAUAUUUCAACUCAUUUGCUUAAAAAACAUGAAAAUUUCAUUUAGUCGAUGACCAAAAUUGUCAGAAAGGCUACGGUUUUGCUAAUUUUCACCGUGUUCUAAUAGAAAAACGAUGCGAAGGUCAAAAUUUGCUGAAAAUUAGCAAAAACUUGGCUUUCCUAUAGCUGGAAACGUCGAAAAUUGUUAAAUAGGCUCUGAAGCUCUGUACAAAUCAAUAUUUCCAUCAUUUUCCAAAAAUUAAUUCAAAAAUAUAUUUUUAGUCCCCGCGGUCGUCAAUUAGCCGAAGAUGAAACAAUCCAAGUUUUCCAAGAAAAUAAUACAACAAGAAGAGAAACUGUUGAUAUGUCAAUUGUGGCUGAAACUGAUAAUACAAUGGCGAUUUUUGAAUUGGAAGUUGAGAGAACAAUCAGUAGAUCUGUUCAGAAUUCGAAUCCGAAUCCAAAUCAGACUUUGGAUAUGUCAAUUGAUAAAUCAAUGAAUCCUGGAGGAGAAGAUACUAUGAUGAUUUUUAAUUUGCCAGCAGAAGCUUCAAAACAACCUGUUCCGAAUCCGAAUAAGACUUUGGAUAUGUCAAUUGACCCAACUCCAACUGGAGAAGAUACCAUGAUGAUUUUCAACAUUCCCAAGUUGUCAGAAGCUCCAAAAAUGAGCAAAACUAUUACUGUGGCUGAUGACACGAUGGCCAUUUUUAAUAUGACGGAUCGCGAAGAAAUGGAUAUGGAAUUGGAGGGUUUUGAGCAGAAAAUGGAGCAGGUUUGGGGGGUUUUGGGGGAUUUUUGAGCGGGAAAUUGUGAAUUUUGACCCAAAUUCACCCUGGAACCAUGGUUUUUGACAAAAAUCAUGAAUUUUGACCCAAAUUCACCCUGGAAUCAUGGUUUUUGAUGAUUUCUUGGAAAAUCUGAUGAAAAUUAUGAUUUUCAGUCGAAAAAAUGCUUUUUUUGGCCAAAAAUCGUGAAUUUUGACCUGAAUUCACCCUGGAAUCAUGGUUUUUGAAGAUUUCUUGGAAAAUCUGAUGAAAAAUAUGAAAUUUGAUCAAUUUUAUGUGGAAAAUGGUGAUUUUCUGCAAUUUUUAGCCCAAAAUUAUGAUUUUCAGUCAAAAAAUGCUGUUUUUGGCCAAACAUUGUGAAUUUUGACCGAAAAAUAUGAAGCUUGAUCAAUUUUGGGUGAAAAAUUGUGAUUUUCUUCAAUUUUUAACCCAAAAUUAUGAUUUUCAGUCAAAAAAUCGUGAAUUUUGACCUAAUUAUGAAUUUCAGCCCAAAUAUUCCAAAUUUUUCACAUAGAUUUGAUCAAAAACCAAAAAUAAUCUGAAAAUUUCCAGAAAUCAACUGAAAUUCCAUCAAAUUCUGAAGAUAUUCUGAUGAGUCAAACUAUGGAUAUCACAGAAUCGAAAGAAGCUGAAAAAUCUUCAGUAAAACCCGAGAUUCUCAAUGAUACAAUGGCGAUUUUCAAUGGAAUUCUGGAGCGAAAUUUGGCUGAAAAUCGUGCUGAAAUUGCAGAAAGAUCUGAAGAUUCUAUGGAUAUUUCUGCUCAAGUUACAGCUGAAAUUCCAUCUGAAACUGCUCAAUUUUCAGCCGAAAAAGAAGAUGGAGGUGGAGAAUUUGUGCCAGAAAUUUCAGAUGAAAUGGAUAUUGAAACAUUAAUUCUGGAAGUGAAUAAUGGAGGUGGAGAAGGAUCUUUUGUGGAAUUGGAACGAGAUGACACAUUGAGAGGUUAGAUUUGGACAAAUUUCAGCUGAAAUUGUGGAUUUUAAGCCAAAAAUUGAUGAUUUUGAUGAAUUUUGAGCUAGAAAUCGUGAAUUUUUAGUUGAAAAUGCUGUAAUUCCAGCUGAGUGAGCUGAAAUUCUGGAUUUUUAGCCCAAAAUUACCGAAAUUUAUGAUUUUCAGACAAAAAAUGCACUGAAAAUUGACAUUUUCAGGUCAAAAUUUGCUGAAAAUCACAAAUUUUAUUCUAAAAAAUGCUCAAAAUUCAUGAUUUUUACCACUUUCAUUGCAGAAUCAACAAUUCAAGCUGAAAAUGCUGAAAAAGAACAAGAUGAAGCUGAAAAUAUUCGAGCAAUGAUGAUUGAGCCAACAAAUUUGUCAGUUUUGAAUUUGAAACAAUCGGAUGAUGUUGGAUUUUUGUUAGAAAAAGAAAAGACUGUUGAAAUGGAACAAGAACAAGAAGAAGGUGAGCAUUUUGAGCUGAAAAUGUGCAUUUUUGACCUGAAAUCAUGAUUUUUUGAUUAAUUUCAGGUGAAAAACUGCAAAUUUUGACCUAAAAUUGACCUGAAAUCAUGAAUUUUGAGCUCAAAAACCCCUUGAAAGUUCUAAUAUGAGCAAUAUUCUUGACUUUCAGGAUUUUUUUCUCUAAAAUUUGUCAAAACAUUGCUCAUAUUAAAUUGUCUAGGCGCCGCGCCUAGAAAUCCACUCUAACAAGAAGCCACGUCUUGAGAGCCUAGUCCUAAAGUAGCCGUGCCUUGAAAACCCAAAUGUCUAGGAGCCGCGCCUUGAGAUCCUAGUCCUAAAGUAGCCGCGCCUAGGAAUUGCUGUUUUCAAGUAGCCACGCCUUAAGAACUUAAAUGUCUAGGAGCCACGCCUUGGAAACCUAAAUGUCUAGGAGCCGCGCCUAGGAAUUGCUGUUUUCAAGUAGCCACGCCUUAAGAACUUAAAUGUCUAGGAGCCACGCCUUGGAAACCUAAAUGUCUAGGAGCCGCGCCUUGAGAGUCUAGUCCUAAAGUGGCGCGCCUAGAAAGUGCUAUUUUCAAGUAGCCGAGCCUUGAGAACCUAAAUUUCUAGGAGCCACGCCUUGGAAAACCUAAAUGUCUAGGAGGCAUGCCUUGAAAACCUAGUCCUAAAGUAGCCACGCCUUGAAAACCUAAAUGUCUAUGUAGGAGCCACGCCUUGAUAGCCUAGUCCUAAAGUAGCCGCGCCUAGGAAUUGCUGUUUUCAAGUAGCCACGCCUUAAGAACCUAAAUGUCUAGGAGCCACGCCUUGAGAUCCUAGUCCUAAAGUAGUCGCGCCUAGGAAUUGCUGUUUUCAAGUAGCCACGCCUUGAAAACCUAGUUUUUAUCCAAAAUUUCCAAAAUUUUUGCAAUUUUUUGUUGCAGCUACAACAUUCUCACAAUCUUUCAAAAGCUGUGUGAUGGAACUCGAAAAUCAAUCGAUAACAAAUCGAUCAAUAAAUCAAUCGAUAAAUAAUCGGCGCGAAGAAAUUCAGGAAAUCCAAGAGACCACUUUGAUUAGUGGAAAUAAGAGUUUGACUGAAAUAUUGUGCGGACAAGAGCCGAAAAUAUUGAAGGAAAUGAGGAGACGCAGAGAAUCGAUACAAAAUGAGACAUCGAUUUUGAGCGCAGGGGGAAAUCGAACUAGAAGAAGUUUGACUUGUGUGAAUUCGAGUUUUGUGGCGAAUUCAUCGAUUAAUGGAGCUGGAACUGGAACUGGAGGAAUUAGAAAGGAUAUUUUCUAUUUGGUGAGCGAAAAUUGGGUAUUUUUGAUAGAAAAUUGAUGAUUUUUGGUGAAAAAUUCAUGAUUUUUGACCUAAAAUUGAUGAAAAAACCAUUUUUCUUUGGAAAAAAUGACCAAAAAUUUGAAUUUUUUGCAGAAUACCUCAAUUCGAUCAUCUCCAAAUGUCAAUUCUCCAAGUUCUCCAAUCACAAAAUUGCCAAUUUUUGAUCAAGCUGUUUCGAAGGUUGGCUGAAAUUUGGCUGAAAAUUUGACUAGAACCCCAUUUUCCAGAUUGUUUGGCUUGAAAAUUCGAAAUUCGCCACUGAAAUGAACCAAUUGGCUGGCGAAAAAUUGGCUGAAAUUCGAGAAUCAAUUGAAAAAGAAGCGGCGAAAUUGGACAAGUCGAAAAUUGAAGGAAUUGAGAAGGGAAAUAUGAAAAAGGUGAGCUUAAAAUUUGCAAAAUUGUGUAUUUUUUCCUAAAAAAAUGAGCCCAAAAUUGAGUUUUUUGAGCUGGAAUUCGUGAAAUUUCAGAAAAAUGAACCUAAAUUUUAAAAAGCUUAAAAAUGAGCCCAAAUACUUUAGGGUUUGAUCUACAGUACUCCUGCCACGUGGCAUUUUUUUUGACUAUAGUGUUUGGGCUCAUUUUGAAGCUCUUUCAAAAUUUCGAAAUCCAAAAUUGUUUUUUCUGUUUCAGUUCACAUUGGACGAAAAAGAUGUGAUUCGAGAUGCUCGAAUUGUGGCUGAAAUUGAUUUGCUGAAAAUGCGUCUGAAAUUUGCGGCUCAAAAAAAGGCUGAAAUGCACCGGGAAAAUGAGAAAAUGAGUGGAGAAAUUGAGGAAAAUGAGAGGAAUUUGGAAAUUUUCGGAACAUUAGGAGAGGAAAAUGAGCGACUGGAUGGUGAGUGGAAUUUUUGGAGCCUAAGCCACGUGGCAAAAUUUUGAAGAGCUUCAAAAUGAGCCUAAAUAGUAUAGGGUUUGAUCAACAGUACUCCUGCCACGUGGCAUUUCAAAGUUGAAGCGACAACAUUUUUUUUUUAAAAUUCAAAUUUAGGCUCUAGAAAGCCACGUGGCGGAAAUUUUGGAUUUUGAAAUUUUGAAGAGCUUCAAAAUGAGCCCAAAUAUUAUAGGGUUUGAUCUACAGUACUCCUGCCACGUGGCGAAAAUUUAUUUUUCAAAAAUUUUUGUUACAGAACUCGAAAAAAUGACGACAAAUGCGAUGCCGAUUCACAAACUCAAAACUGAAAUAAUUCGACUUCGAGUUUUGAAAUCGAAAAAAGAUUGGGAAAAACAGCGUGAAAAAGCGAAAAAAGUGAAAGAAUUUGAGAAAAUAAUUGAAGAAAAACGAAAAAUGAUCGAAGAAUUGAAGAAAUUGUUGGAAAAAAAGCAAAUGGAAAAAGAGGAAAAAAGAAUGAAAUUGCAAAUUGAAAUUGAUGAAAUUAUGAGAGAUGCUCCAAAAACAAACUGA